Molecule: messenger RNA, 948 nt
Organism: Panicum virgatum (switchgrass)
Lineage: Eukaryota; Viridiplantae; Streptophyta; Magnoliopsida; Poales; Poaceae
Product: protein YABBY 7-like
Exons: 6
Coding region: 1-498 (165 amino acids)
Biological process (GO): polarity specification of adaxial/abaxial axis; multicellular organism development; cell fate commitment
Cellular component (GO): nucleus
Source: RefSeq, a predicted model, not a curated record
AUGGCGUCGUCGGCGCGCCACCCUAGCUUCGUCGGCCUCCUCCCGGAGCGGCUCGGCUGCGUGCAGUGCAACUUCUGCGCCACCAUCCUGCUGGUGGGCGUGCCGUGCGGCGGCGGCCUGCAGCUGAGGACGGUGGCCGUGCAGUGCGGCAGCUGCGGCGGCAUCCUCUCCGUCACGUUGCCGCCGCCCCCUCCGGCGGCGUACUCCGCCGAGCUACCACCGCAGGUCACCACCGAGCCCGGCGUUGAUCCGGCGCCAAGGGACUCGGACGAGAGCAGUGGAGAGGACAGGGAGAUGGCUGCAGAGAACCAUGCGUUCCCUGCGGUUAUGAAACCUCCAGAGAGGAAGCAGCGGACGCCGUCGGCCUACAACUGCUUCAUCAAGGAGGAGAUAAGGAGGAUCAAGGCGACAGACCCUAACAUCACCCACAAGGAGGCCUUCAGCGCUGCUUCUAAAAACUGGGCUCACUUACCAAGAAUCCAGCAGAAGGAAAACUGAAAGAUCUGCUCCUGCUGCAUACAGUUUCUAGAUCUGCAAGCUGCAAAGAGGGAUAUCAAGACUAACUGCGACUGAAUAAAGCAAUGCUGUAGUCAGGUUUAGAGAAAGCAAGCAUGAUCCACGUUGUAGCUUCAGAUGAGUUGAAUCCCUGGACUUCAAUGUUGUACAUAAACCUAUGCAUGUGCUGCCAGAACUUACAACCAUGUGAUAAAUGCAGUUUGUUUUGCAUCUCUUAUAUCACCUUCAGUGUUGAUAUAAUUAGGAUAUUAUACCAAACCUAUUGCCAGUAACACCACUGCAGCAGGACGAGCAAUAGUUAAACACGGUUUUCUGAAAUUAAGCUGGUUUAUAAAACUUGCCCAACCAGCUCUAGUGGAAAACAUGAUAUAUUUGUAAGCAAUUUGAUUAACAUCCAUAAUUCAGCUGCUGUUCCCUUCAUGGAACAAUACA